CCCGCCCUGUAGGACGCGGUACAGCAUACUAACGGAAGUAGGCUUUGAGUCUGCCCACGCUUCCGGAAGAGCAGCGUUGGGCUGCCGGUGUUUUAGACUCCGCGUGUGUGAUUACAGUGGCGCGGCCUCCGAAGUAGAAGUGCUGGCGUCCCGGGGCUGGACACCCAAACACGGCAACCAUGGAAGAAAGCUUCCCCCGAGGGGGUACAAGAAAGACCCACAAAUCAGAGAAAGAGAAAGCUUUCCAGCAGUCCUUUGAACAAGACAACUUAUUUGAUAUUUCUACUGAAGAGGAAUCCACCAAAAGGAAAAAGAUCCAGAAAGAGCCAGCAAAAACAAAAAAGUUGAAAGUUGAAAAGAGAGAAAGCAGCAAGUUUGUAAGAGAGAAGUUUGAAAUCCUUAGUGUGGAGUCCCUGUGUGAGGGGAUGCGGAUUUUGGGUUGCGUGAAAGAGGUAAAUGAACUGGAACUGGUGAUUAGUCUCCCCAACGGCCUCCAGGGGUGUGUGCAAGUGACUGAAAUCUGUGAUGCCUACACUGAAAAGCUGAAUGAGCAGGUGGCACAAGAAGAACCCCUGCAGGACCUGGUCAGCUUGCCUGAGCUCUUCUCACCUGGGAUGCUGGUGAGAUGUGUGGUGAGCAGUCUGGGCAUCACAAAGAGGGGCAAAAAGAAUGUCAAGCUGUCUCUGAACCCCAGAAAUGUCAACAAAGUGCUGAGUGCUGAGGCCCUGAAACCCGGCAUGCUGCUCACGGGCACUGUGUCCAGCCUGGAAGACCAUGGCUAUCUAGUGGACAUUGGUGUUAGUGGGGCCAGAGCUUUUCUGCCACUGCAGAAAGCCCAGGAGUACAUCCAACAGAAGAACAAAGGUGCUAAAUUGAAGGUAGGUCAGUACCUGAACUGCCUUAUUGAAGAGGUGAAAGGCAGUGGAGGAGUCGUUAGUCUGUCUGUUGGUUACUCAGAAGUUUCUGCUGCCAUUGCUACUGAGGAGCAAAACUGGACCCUCAACAGCUUGCUGCCAGGACUGGUAGUCAAAGCCCAGGUACAGAAGGUGACUCCAUUUGGCCUUACGCUAAAAUUCCUCUCGUUCUUCACUGGCCUGGUUGACUUCAUGCACCUGGACCCUAAGAAAGCGAGAACGUAUUUCUCAAAUCAGCCAGUACGGGCCUGUGUCCUCUGCGUCCAUCCUCGGACCAGAGCUGUGCGGCUGAGCCUGCGCGCUGUCUUCCUGCAGCCCGGGCGUCCACUCACCCGGCUCUCUUGCCAGCAGCUGGGAGCUGUACUGGAUGAUGUUCCUGUCCAGGGCUUUUUCGGCAGUGCCGGGGCCACCUUCAGGCUGACGGAUGGGGCUCUGGCCUAUGCCCGGCUCAGCCAUCUCUCCAAUUCUAAGAAAGUCUUCAAACCUGAGACCUUCAAGCCAGGGAACACUCACAAGUGUAGAAUCAUCGACUACAGCCAAAUGGAUGAACUGGCUUUGCUCUCUCUGCGGACGUCUGUUAUUGAAGCUCAGUUCCUUAGUUAUCAUGACAUCAAACCUGGGGCCUUGGUAAAGGGCAAAGUGAUGACCAUAAAGCCAUACGGGAUGCUGGUGAAGGUGGGCAAGCAAAUAAGGGGCCUGGUACCUCCCAUGCAUCUGGCCGACAUCCUUAUGAAGAAUCCGGAGAAGAAGUACCACGCUGGGGAUGAGGUCAAGUGCCGGGUUUUGCUUUGUGACCCUGAAGCCAGGAAGCUGAUGAUGACCCUGAAGAAAACCCUGGUUGAGUCCAAACUUCCUGCCAUUACCUGCUAUGCCGAUGCUAAGCCUGGUCUGCAGACACACGGCUUUAUCCUCAGGGUCAAGGACUACGGCUGCAUUGUGAAGUUCUACAAUGACGUGCAGGGACUGGUGCCCAGGCACGAGCUCAGUGCCGAGUAUAUCCCUGACCCAGAGAGUGUCUUUUACACUGGCCAGGUGGUGAAGGUUGCAGUGCUGAACUGUGAGCCAUCCAAAGAGAGGAUGCUCUUGUCCUUCAAGCUGUCAAGUGAUCCGAAGAAAGAAUGUGCGGGACAGAGUCAGAAGAAAAAAAAAGCCAUUAACGCUGGGCAGUUGGUGGAUGUGAAGGUUCUGGAGAAGACCAAAGAUGGGCUGCAGGUGGCUGUCCUGCCUCACAACGUCCCCGGCUUCCUUCCCACGCCUCACCUGUCAGACCACGUCCCCCACGGCCCACUGUUGCAUUGCUGGCUCCAGGCGGGCGACACCCUGCACAGAGUCCUGUGUCUGAGCGAGGGUGAGGAGCGUAUUCUCCUUUGCAGGAAGCCGGCUUUGGUGUCCGCAGUAGAGGGCGGCAAGGAUCCCAAGAGCUUCUCAGAAAUCCAUCCUGGAAUGCUGCUCAUUGGUUUUGUGAAGAACAUCAAGGACUAUGGUGUGUUCGUCCAGUUCCCGUCAGGCCUUAGUGGACUGGCUCCCAAAGCUAUCAUGAGUGACAAGUUUGUGACCUCCACAAGUGACCACUUUGUCGAGGGGCAGACGGUGGUUGCUAAGGUGACCAACGUGGACGAGGAGAAGCAGCGGAUGCUGCUGUCGCUGCGGCUGUCGGACUGCGCUCUGGGGGACCUGGCCACCACCAGCCUCCUCCUCCUGAGCCAGUGCCUGGAGGAGCGGCAGGGCGUCCGUAGCCUCAUGAGCAACCGAGACUCUGUGUUGAUCCAGACGCUGGCUGAGAUGACCCCAGGGAUGGUCCUUGACCUAGAGGUGCAGGAGGUGUUGGGAGAUGGCUCUGUACUGUUCAGUGAGGGCCCAGUGCCCGGCCUGGUCCUAAGAGCCAGCAAGUAUCAUCGGGCAGGGCAGGAGGUGGAAUCUGGGCAGAAAAAGAAGGUUGUAAUCUUAAAUGUUGAUAUGUUGAAGUUGGAAGUACAUGUUUCCCUCUGCCACGAUUUGGUGAAUAGAAGAGCUAAAAAGCUGAAGAAAGGCAGUGAGCACCAGGCGAUUGUGCAGCACUUGGAGGAGUCCUUUGCCCUGGCCUCCUUGGUAGAGACUGGCCAGCUAGCAGCUUUCUCCCUGACCUCUCACCUCAAUGACACCUUCCGCUUUGAUUCAGAGAAGUUGCAGGUGGGACAGGGUGUCUCCCUAACCCUCCAGACCACAGAACCAGGAGUGACGGGUCUUCUUUUGGCCGUUGAGGGGCCAGCUGCUAAGAGGACCAUGAGGCAGACCCGGAAGGACUCUGAGACGGUCGACGAGGAUGAGGAAGUAGAUCCAGCUCUGGUUGUAGGGACUGUAAGGAAGCACACCCUGUCCAUUGGGGACGUGGUCACAGGGACCGUCAAGUCCAUUAAGCCCACCCAUGUGGUUGUGACCCUGGAAGAUGGCAUCAUUGGCUGCAUCCAUGCCUCCCACAUUCUAGAUGAUGUUCCAGUGGGCACAUCUCCUACUGCCAAGCUGAAAGUUGGGAAGAAGGUCACUGCCCGAGUGAUUGGCGGGAGAGACAUGAAGACAUUCAAGUUUCUCCCAAUAAGUCAUCCCAGAUUUAUUCGAACCAUCCCGGAGCUGAGUGUUCGGCCAAGAGAGCUGGAGAAGGAUGGCCACACUGCUCUCAACACUCAUUCUGUUAGCCCCUUGGAGAAGAUUAAACAGUACCAGGCUGGUCAGACUGUGACUUGCUUCUUGAAGAAGUACAACGUGGUUAAGAAAUGGCUUGAGGUGGACAUCGCUCCAGACAUCCGGGGGAGAAUUCCCUUACUGCUCACUUCUCUUAGCUUCAAGGUUCUGAAACAUCCAGAUAAGAAGUUCCGGAUUGGCCAGGCCCUGAAGGCCACCGUGGUUGGCCCAGAUUCCUCCAAGGCCUUCUUGUGUCUUUCACUCAUAGGUCCUCACAAGCUCGAGAAAGGGGAAGUGGCCAUGGGCCGCGUGGUGAAGGUGCUUCCCAAGGAGGGACUGACCGUCUCCUUCCCCUUCGGGAAGAUCGGAAGAGUCAGUAUUUUUCACGUGAGUGACUCCUACUCAGAGACGCCCCUGGAAAACUUUACCCCACAGAAGAUUGUCAGGUGUUAUGUCCUGUCCACUACAGGCCCUGUAUUGACUUUGUCACUGCGAUCGUCCAGGACGAACCCGGAGACGAAAAGCAAAAUAACAGAUCCUGAGAUUAACUCCAUCCAGGACAUUAAGGAAGGGCAGCUCCUGAGGGGCUACGUGAAGUCUGUCCAGCCGUCCGGUGUGCUCUUAGCCCUCGGCCCCUCAGUUACAGGUUUGGCCCAAUACCCACAUGUCUCCCAGUACAGCCUGUCCAAGAAUGCCCCUUAUGACAGGUAUCUCCCCGAAGGCAAGCUGCUCACAGCCAAGGUCCUAAGCCUGAACCGCCGGGAGAACCUGGUAGAGCUGUCAAUCCCCGCCGACGACACUGGAAAGCCGGACGUGUUUUCUGCCUCCCUGGGACUGCCACUUCCGAAGCAAGAGGGGAGGGAAACAGAGGCAGAGGAGAGAGACUACAAAGGAGAAGAAGAGAAGGAGGAGAGGAAGAAUCAGAAACAGAAAGAGAAGAGGAUUGGGAAGGGGCAGGAGGGGGCACAGCUGCCCAGCAAGGGGAAGAAAGAGCCCCGGCAGCCCCAGGCGAAGAAGCUGGGCAAGCGGCCGCGCCUGGAGUCUGGCAGUGAGCAGGAAAGCGGGAACAAGAAGCAGAGGAGAGCUGCCCCAUCCGAGGAGGAUGACAGCGGUGUGGAAGUGUACUACAGGGAAGGAGAAGAGGAGGUGGAGGAGACGGAUGUGCGGCCCCAGGAGAAGCAGACCAGGCCGGCAGAAGCACCCCGGCUGCAGCUGUCUUCCGGCUUCGUUUGGGAUGUGGAGCUGGACACUCUGACCCCGGCCUUGCCACCUCAUGGAGAGAGCUCCGACAGCGAAGAGGACGAGAAGCCAGAGCAAGCCACGCAGAAGAAGAAAAGCAAGAAGGAAAGGGAGCUGGAGAAGCAGAAGGCAGAGAAAGAGCUGUCCCGCAUUGAGGAGGCGCUGAUGGAUCCCGGGCGGCAGCCGGAGUCGGCAGAUGACUUUGACCGACUCGUGCUGAGCUCCCCCAACAGCUCCAUCCUGUGGCUGCAGUACAUGGCCUUCCACCUGCAGGCCACGGAGAUCGAGAAGGCCCGGGCCGUGGCCGAGAGGGCGCUCAAGACCAUCUCCUUCAGAGAGGAGCAGGAGAAGCUGAACGUGUGGGUGGCCCUGCUGAACCUAGAAAACAUGUACGGCUCCCAGGGGUCACUGACCAAGGUCUUCGAGCGGGCCGUGCAGUACAACGAGCCUCUCAAGGUCUUUCUCCAUCUGGCCGACAUCUACACCAAGUCAGAGAAAUUCCAGGAAGCUGGUGAACUUUACAACCGGAUGCUGAAACGUUUCAGGCAGGAGAAAGCUGUCUGGAUCAAAUACGGCGCCUUUCUUCUGCGGAGGGGCCAGGCUGGGGCCAGUCACCGCAUGAUGCAGCGAGCCCUUGAGUGCCUACCUAAGAAAGAGCACGUGGAUGUGAUUGCCAAGUUUGCCCAGCUUGAGUUCCAGCUGGGGGAUGUAGAGCGCGCCAAAGCCAUUUUCGAGAACACGCUGAGCACCUACCCUAAGCGCACGGAUGUCUGGUCGGUCUACAUCGACAUGAUCAUCAAGCGUGGCAGCCAGAAGGAAGUCCGGGACAUCUUCGAGCGGGUCAUUCACCUGAGCCUGGCCCCCAAGCGAAUGAAAUUCUUCUUCAAGCGCUACCUGGACUACGAGAAGCAACACGGCACUGAGAAGGAUGUGCAGGCGGUAAAGGCGAAGGCCCUGGAAUACGUGGAGGCUAAGAGCUCCAUGUGGGAGGACUAGUGGCCAGCUGGCUCCGAGGGCACUGGUGGCAGUGGGCCAGCCAGGCCGACCCUCAGGCGCCUGGGCAGUUGAGAAACUGUGUUGCCUGAGGACUCUGUUUAAGUGUUGCUUUUUCUGCAGCAUCGUGGGGUAAUCCUAUCAAGGUAAAAAAGGAUUUAAGAUUUCUCAUAAUUCCUUUUUGUUUUAAGAACCAAUUUAUUUCAUCUUUCUCCUUUUCUGGGGCUGCUCAGUGGUUGCAGGCAGUAGGCUCCUGGGCUCCCAGAAAAGCUGAGAGUCUCUCCUUCAUGGGAGGUCCCCGGGGAGCAGGAAUGGAGGGCCGCCUCCCGGGGACUCUGUGGUCAGGAUCCCACUUUGGCCCUAGCAGGCUCUUGGUCCAGCUAGUGGGGGUCAGCAGGGUCCGGAAAGCGGGUCGCUCUCCUAGAUCGCAGAGUCUCUGGGCAUUCCCUCAGCCUCAGCUCAGCUAGUACCUCGUGCCCCUUUGUGGAGACUGUGAGGCUGGGACGUAGAUCCACAUGCUGUGUGGCUUUGGGAGAGCUGCACAGUUUCUCUGGCUCCCUGUAGCUCCCCUGAGGAGAGCUUGCUGGGCGGAGGGCCUUGAUUGACUUGCUGGUUGUUCCUUGAGUCCUGAGGGAGAGGGGACAUGACGGGCCCGCUAUACCCCCACCUCCCUGUAAAGUUCACAGAAAGACUGUCUCUCCUCCUCCUUGAUAAGUAAUAAUCCUGUAUGUUCUAGAGUUCCUCGAGGCCAGCACAGACCCAGCUAGUUGUUGAAGCCAGUUCAUUUUUGGCUUGGUCUUAAGGGAAUUAAAGUU
Molecule: messenger RNA, 6619 nt
Organism: Eubalaena glacialis (North Atlantic right whale)
Lineage: Eukaryota; Metazoa; Chordata; Mammalia; Artiodactyla; Balaenidae
Gene: PDCD11
Product: programmed cell death 11
Exons: 36
Coding region: 180-5807 (1875 amino acids)
Biological process (GO): rRNA processing
Cellular component (GO): small-subunit processome; nucleus; nucleolus
Molecular function (GO): protein binding; RNA binding
Source: RefSeq, a predicted model, not a curated record